AUUUUAAUGAAUCGAUUUUACGUUAUCCAAGCCAGAAUCGAUUUUAAGCGAUGAAUCGAUUAUUAAAAACCCACCCCUAGUAACAAUGUCUUGGACACACUGUAAAACACUCAAGAUGGAAAAACCUGACAAAAAAAAGGAUUUCAUAUUGAUCUCUUAUAUCUGAUGUAAAAUGCAUCAGUCUAUAAUUUGUUUGGCAUAACUGAAGCAGUUUAUGAAAGUCUGACUUAUCACAACUGUGGUUUUAAGACGAAUUGAAUUGAUCCUUUUUGAUUCCAUGGAUCGUAAUUUGCAAAAUAACCAUAUUGUAUUAAAUAGGACUUACUGUCUACAGUUCAUUAUGUGUUAAAAAGUGAAAAACUACAACAGGAGUGCUAUGCUAGAGAUGCUCCACCUAGCAUCGUCUCCAUAGCCUUUAUUCUCCCACAAAUCGUGACCAUAGUAAUAAAACAUAAGUGCAUUUAUUAACCAUUUAAAAGCUUAUACUGAGGCUGCAGAAUGGCUCUAAAAAUAGUUUUGUCAAUCAGAGGUCAGCUCAAGGCAAGAGUUUCGAUUUCUGUCUAUUUUAGAUGCUAUACGAGUCAGCUGUUAAAUCCCUUGCAAUACUUAAAACUGUCAAACUUUCUUUAUUCAUUUAUGAAUUUAUUGCAGCUCUUCUGACUGAAUCAUAACUUUAAUAACAUUAUUUUUCUUCUUUCUCCUCAAGACAGCAAAAGUGACUUUUUACAACCUGGCAACAAAAAGGAUUUCAUGCCUUGUGUCUGAUAUGGUGUAUAACUCGUUUAGCUUAAGUAAUUAAUGAAUUUCUGAAUUAUUAGAACUGCUGUUUUUAGACAAAUUAUAAAAUAUUUACAGACAAAACUAAAAAUAUGAAAGAAAAUUUGAGUUUCUCUGUCUGAAUUCAUUAGGAAGAUUGGCGCCGCCCCAUCAGGCAGAAGGUUAAACUCAAAAGUAGAUUCAGAGACGGCCUAAGUCACCACCCCUCCUAAACACAAUGUGUUGAGAAGCAGUUCACCCGGCCCUCCCUGCUCUCAGCACGAUCCCGGUCUCCCUCUGAGCCCUGGGGACCUGGUAUUGAUCGGUGCCUCGUAGGUAGUGAUUGGACAUGAGUGGAUAAUUUCCUUUGCUGCAUUAGAGUCCAUUACUGGCCUGCUCCCCGGAAAGCGAUAGACAUCCUCAAAAAAAAAAAAAUGAGAGAGAAGAUUCUUCUUGGAAAAGCAGUCUCCGACAAAUGAUUCGCCAGCUGAGGCUCCUUGAACUUUAUUAUCAGGUCCAUUUGGAGGAUGAUAAUAGAUACUGGGUAACAGCAAAGGAGGAUCUGGCAUUAACUGAGACGUUUUCUGUCCUUUUCUCAAGCCUGGGGGUGUUGCGUAUGUUAAAUAAGAAAAACAAAGAUGAAAUAAAGCUGAUAUAUACAGACACAGAAUUAUAUUCAUUCAGAGAAAGAAUCCCAGCUGAGUUUUAACCUUUACAGACUUCCUCCCACGGAGGCCGAGCAGGACUAUUCUCAGCUUGAGAGUCUCUCUCAGAGCUCCUCGGGAGCGUUUGUUUUGCUGGGUGAAUCAUUACUCAUUGCCACCGUGACAUCCUUUGUUUCAUUCUCCUGUUUCUUCUUACUCACUGGGAUCCUUUUUCUUCACGUUUGAGUGGAAAUUGUGAAGCAACAAGGCUCUAUAUUUACUGAAAAAAAAGAGGGGGGUGGGUAGCUGCUGAAUGAGAAACAUUGAUAUGCUGAAUAUGAACACAAAUACACUCCCACAGGGGCAUGAAACACAGAAAAAGAGCUUACGCUGACAACUACUCUGGAUUGUCAUGCAUGAAAUUCCAACGAGCUUCUCCCAUAUGGAAAGUCUUUCCUUUUUUUGAAGAAAUGGUUUUGAUGACUUCUUUAAAUUUCGUCCAGCUGGUUAGAUAUUAAAAUGAGGUUCACAUUUGAAAAUGUCUGUUUUAAAUAAUGAUGCAUGUAUGUAUUUAAAGGUUUAUUUAAAGCUUGUUAUUUUUGCAGUAGUGGAUUAAAACUGUUACACAGAAACGUAUUGAAAAAGCUUGUGUCUCAGCCCAGGCUUCAUCUGUGCUGUGGAAACUGAGCCAAAAUGUUUAAACUCCCCCUCGGAGGGCAGAUAUACUUGUAAGCAAUAAUGCAGAUUGUAGACUAAGACCCCGUGUUCGAUUUAAAUCAAUAACUGCCCUUUACAAUUUAUAAAGAGUUGUAUCGUGCACAGAACAAAUAUCAAGUCAUCUCCAAAACCAUAUCUAGAAACCAACUCAUUUAACCCACCAGUCUCAGCUAACCUGAACUGGUUAAAUUCUAGUAAAAUACUUCAGCUUAACUUCAUGACAUUAUUUGUGAUUUGCUCAAAUUUGAUUUGAGGAUAUUUCUUUGCUGUUUAUUUUUAGCAUGUAAUUAAAGAUAAUUCCACCACCCGCUCGUUAUUUACAUUUGUUUUAAGCUUAAAGCUUUAUUAAAACUGCAAAAUUUCUCAGUGUGUUGAAGGAAAUGGGGUAAACCGUUAGGCAUUACAGGGAUCUGAAGCAGACAUUAGAUUUAUUGCUCCUGUAACAUCAGAUACCCCAUUGGUAUCCUUUUCUAUUCAUUUCUAAGGAGGCUAUCUUACCCCUCACCUGUAUAUAAAUGGCAUCCAGGGUCUACGUAAAGAUCCAUAAAACAAAUACUUUUACUGUCAUCACUGUGAUCACCAGAGUGCAAGAACGUGUUAAAGAAGCCUGUGAUACUAGUACAAGUUUUUCACAUAACUGCAUAUAAUUAACAUUUGUCUCCCACAAACUCACAGAACCCAGCUUUAGUGGAUCUAUAAAAUUAAAGGUAAAAUAAAGUUUAAAUGGCUUGUUUCAGGUAAUAGAUUAACUAUAAAUUACACAAAGCUACAAUGCCAGAGUCCUAAGACUAGAAAUAAACAGCUGGAAACGAGUAUAAUAAGUCACAUUUAACUUCUUGUUAACAUACUGAAGUUUAACUUUAAGACCAUUAGCUGGCUGUUAGAACACUUCUCCACGGGGCCCCAAAACAACCAUCAAAAGACACUUUCCUAUAAUGGAUACUCAUGGAAUAACUAAUGAAAUGACCUUACCCUGUCAAAUGCUCCUUAAAUGCAAUCAGGACCUUUAAAACAAACACUGUUUGUGACUCUAUCAUCACCAGAACCCAAGAUCAAGAAGUGAGAAAGAUUAAAGAACACCAUCCAAAGACAUUUCACUCAAAGCAAAAAAUGAAAAUGACUUGUGCAUAAAUAACACUUACAACCACACCUUCUUUAGACUAUUAAUGGCUUCCUGUUGUUGCACCCCUAAAUUCAUUAUCAGCCACUUUGAGAUCAGGCUUCAGCCUCCUAGGAAACUGUAGCUCUGUUUCAGAUAGUUUUUUGUGCUCUUGGCUCUGCAUGCAGCUCUUCAUGUGCAAAGUUUUCUGUUUGGGACAAGCAGCCAAUAAGAAAAAAAACGUUGAGCAUUAAUUAACUUUACCUCAUUAAAGCAUUAACUCAUAAGUUCCCUUUAAAUGCUUCUUUUAGAUUUAUUUUGGAUCGGUAAGAUUAUUAACCACACGUUCCAAGCAGAGGACACUGGAAUUCACCAUGAACCACCUUUAGAGAACCACAGGCUCAGCCCUCUACAACAUUUAAUAAGUCUAUCAUUUACAGGCUGAAGUUCCUCUUUAAGUUUCAGAAAGAUUUUAACCACCACCACUGAUAAUGAUGGCAUUUGUAACCCAGCAGGUGACCCCUUUAACACAGGGAGGGUGCUGUGGGUCGCCACGUCUCAGCACAUAAAAUAUUCUUUGUGGCAGGCGGGCGGACUGGCCAAGUUGCUGCUGCUGUGAGUAUGAUGCUUCUCAUUUCUUUCUUACUGCUGGCUGUGCUGAAGUAGUGCCUGCCUGGGUCUGGAAACUUAUGUCCUCCAUCAUAUUAAUGGGAUAAUAAUGUGAUUGAUUGGUCAUCCCCCGGGGGAAAUGGUCUUUUCUGCUUCCUGAGAGUGCACGACUCAUCAGAGAACUUACAGCUGACUUGAAGUGGAUUCGUGCCCAAGAGCCCCUCAGCAGGGUGAAUGCUCGAGCCCAUCAGGCGGCUUCCAGCCCGGGUUGGACCGCUCGGAAGAUUGUUUGCGUGCCGCUACUCUGUUGCCAUCGGCUUUAUCGGUGGGGACUAAAGAGGCGGAGGAGGAGGAGGAAGGGUAGAGGGGGAUUUGGGUGCUUCAGGACGGCUGAGUCUCGUUGCGAUGCAUGGAGGCUGCUUGGAAAUGCUCCCCGGGUCUCCGGAGCGCAUGAGGCGGUUCCAGCCGAGCGACGGUCCGCAGCAGCAUCGUGGGCUUCCUGCGGCUCAACUGCAGCUCUGCCAGGCUGUCACGCUGUAGGUUCCGUUACAGGAGGUGCACGGCUCGGUUCGGAAGCCACGGAGCGGAGUUAUUUUCGCCGAGAGCGCCGUAAUCAAGGAGCCUGAAGGCUGCAUCGCGUCCCUGCGUCGCAGUGGUGGUGGAUACUGUGUGAGCGUGUCGGGCGGCAUCUAUGCAAUUUAUUUUCGACUUUUCAUUUUAUUAUGAGCACAGAGGAGGGAGAGGCGGGUCCCGCGUGUGGAGAGGCGAGUGGAGGUACCACCAUACCUCACCGCCACACCUGGGAGGAAAGCGAACCUCACGGCUUCCAAGGACGUCCGCACCCCGACGAUGAGGACGAAGCCCUGGGAGGAGAGGAGGGAGAGGGGGCAGAGGGCUGCCGGGAGGGCCGGAGCUGCAGGGACGCGUGUGGGGGUGACACAGAGAAAUUCACUGUGGAGAACAACGAGGGGAAUUUUUCCAGUGAGGACGGGGCUGUCGGGGGGAGCUCUUGCAAGGCUCAGACAAUGCAUUCAAACUGCAGCAGCGAAACCUGCAUCCCCACUCCCAGCUGCAGGAUCUGCUUCCAAGGCGCAGAGCAGGGGGACUUGUUGAACCCAUGCAGGUGUGACGGCUCAGUGCGGUAUACCCACCAGCAGUGCCUGCUGAAGUGGAUCAGCGAACGGGGCUGCUGGACCUGCGAGCUGUGCUGCUACCGUUUCCAGGUGAUCGCCAUCAAUCUGAAGAGACCAUGGCAGUGGCAGUCCAUCACCAUUACCCUGGUGGAGAAGGUGCAGAUCAUUGCGGUGUUCCUGGGCUCUCUCUUCCUUGUAGCCAGCAUCUCCUGGCUGCUCUGGUCGGCGCUCAGCCCUCAGGCCACCUGGCAGCGUCGCGAUGUCCUCUUCCAGAUCUGCUACGGCAUGUAUGGCUUCAUGGACCUGGUCUGUGUAGGCUUGAUCAUCCACGAGGGGGCAGCAGUGUACAACGUGUUUCUGCGCUGGCGAGCAGUGAACCUCCACUGGGAUGUUCAAAGCUAUGACAAGACCAAGGACAUGGAGGACACGAGCACUGGUCACUCUUCGCUGGCCCCCAGGACACUUUGGUUGCCUUUGGCCACUUUUGGGCCCAGCGGCCCCUUACACCCGACCCAGCUGGGAUCACAUCCAUGGACUUGCCUGUGUUUGGCACCCUUUUGCCACAGAAUGGUAGCCCGAAACAACCUCAGCCAGGACAGUGAUUCGGGAGAGGUUGUCAUUCGUGUAACAUCGGUAUAAACUCCAAGCAGUAUUUGUGCAGAGACGAAGCAUCUGAUGGGUUACAUCUGGGAGUUACAGUCUGAGCUGUGCUGCAAAGUUGUUUUUUUGCAGAUUUUUUCCGUGACUUAAUACUUUUAAUUAUUUGAACUGUGUGUGCUGUCUGGGGCUGGUCCUCAAACCAAUCUAAUACCUUCAGUAACUCACAUUUUUGUGUUGGUGCCUUUGUUUUUACUCUGAGAUAUAACACUGUUUAUUUUGUGACAGAGACAUGAGCCACCCUCACAUAAAUCUUUUUUUUUGUGGUUUUCCUUUUAAACUGUUGUGUGGCACUCAUGUCAUGUGGAAUUGAAGGAAGUGAUGGGAUUAUCCAGAUUACAAAUCUAAGGCACAACAUCAGACAUGGUGUAGGAUCACAGGGUUGCCUGUUCAAGGUUGAGGAAUACUGUACACAGCCAAUAUCCUCUCUCUCUCUUGCUCUCAUAUAUCUCUGCUCUAAUGUGGCAUAGAGACAGUAUGGUGUCAUAGUCUCAAGCCACCCUUAAUUUCUUUAGGUUUUGUUAGGAAAAUGUGAAAUAAGUGUAGCGAUUUAUUCAAAUAAGUGCAAACAUAGAUGGAAAUACAGGAUAUAAGGCAAAAAAAACCCCAAAAACAAAACAAUUCUAACAAGCUUGAAAGUCAAUAAUUGGUUUGACAUUUCUUUUUCAACACAGCCAGAACUUUCUUAGACAAGCUUACUUACCUCUUGCAAUUUCUUUAAGGAGCAUUCAGCAGUAGUUCUCCAGACUUCUGGAAAAGCCAUUCAAAGUUCUUCUUUGGAUGUUGGCUGUCUUUUUGUUCCAUUUACUCUGAUGAUUCAACGUUGCUUCAAUAAUGUUGAAGUCAAGGCUCUGGGGAGGUCAGUCCACGACUGACAGUGUUGGCAGUGUGUCUGAAAAUGAUCAGAAGCUUUGUGGAUGGCAUUCAUGGUGAAUUAAAAUCUGAUGGUAGACUUCUAUACAUUUAGAAAACAUCCCCCAAGAACACCGGCUGAAAUUCGGCCCCAAAUUAUGACAGAGCCUCCACCAUGAUUUCCAGACGGCUAUAGACGCCCUUGUAAAUAUUGAAUGAUUUGAAACAAACAUUUUACAUUUAAAACUCAAAAAGAACUGAUGCCACUGACUUCCAGUCCAGUUCUUGUGUAAUUUUCAUUCCUCAGCCUUUCCUCCCCGUUUUUGGCUUUCAGAUACUGUUCGUCUGCUGUAUAUAGAUUUUUUUCUGCAACUUAUUCUUUUGUCCUCCAUUUUUCUCAGUUUUCUCAAAUUUCUUCAAAAUUUGAGGAAAAAUUGCUGAGAUAGACCAAAUUAUCAACUAAUAGGCGUUGAUCAGACUGAAGACAAAGUGAAUUUUAUGAACUUUUUUCGAGAAGCAAGUCUUCCAAUAUGGGAGCCAUAUGGGCAUCACCCUCUCUUUAUUUCUUUUUCUUCUUCUUGGGUCGGCUAUUUUUGGACACACUGUCAGCUGCUGAAAAUCAGUGUUACAAUGUACUGUUAUUACGAAUUACGAAUUAUUUAAAAGUGUUAUAUUGUUAAUGCAUCAUUGCAGGACUGCUAACACAAAAGUGUUCUAGGUUCAGAGCUGUACUUAGGAAUGAUGUAUAGCUUUUAAUUUUAAGCAGGGUCUCUGAGCUUUGUAACUAUACAACCAGAUGUCCUGCUUUAUGUUUUAUGCCGAUAAAAGGAUUUGACAGACAGGGAUGCAGCAAUUAUGACACAUUUCAUAUGAGCACAAAAACCUGAUGUCAAAAUGAUAUUGAAAAAAAUGAUCCAGCAAACAUUUAAUGCUGGUUAAGGAUGUGAUUCUUGCUUUGGGUAUAAGAGGUCCAAAUCCUGGAUGAGCCCUCAUGAUGUUACUGUCAGUCCUAGAAGAAUCAUGGGUGUAGCAUAAAAAGUGAAAAGAAGCAUUUUUCACCAAUCUAAAGGACUGAAGAGUGCCACGGCAGAAUUGCACUCCAGAAAGAAGAGAUUUAUUUAUGUAUUAAUGUAGACAAUAUCAGGGUGUGCACGAGGCCAAAGAAAAAGAAAAAUGCUUCCCACAUCUAUGCUUCCUGGAGGGAAUGUCCAAGAUAAUGUCCAUAGAAAUGGCUUUCUAUGCUUAUCGAUUCUUAGGAGGAAGGAGGAGAGAGGUCAGCCUAAUAGGUCUCUAAUUUAAAGGAGCUACCAUCAGUCUCCCGUCCAAUCACCAGGUGCCACAUAGAACUCAACAUAAUGGGUAAGCAGAAAUGGUUGGACCCAGGGAUGAAGGGGCAGACACCCAAUGUACAUAAACACAAUUUAAAUUAUGACAUGGGGCCAUAACGUGACCCCCCGAUCCCCCUUUUUUAGAUUUCAUUGUCAUUCAUAACAUUUCCAGUGCUGGUAUAAGCUGGCAAAGUGACAUCUGUUCAGCAUGGCAGUGUUUGCCUCAAAGGACUGAUCUUCAGAUGGUUUGUGCCAGUAUAAAUAUAGCUAUUGGAAAUUGUGUUUUUCCCUGUCUGUAAACCAUUCUUUUGAGCUUCCAUGAGCCCUGUGAUGUUUGGGCCAUGGGCUAAUCUGUUCUUGACCUACGAGUCAUUUACUUUUUUUGGUGCCUUAGGAGGCUGGGUGUCGACGUUGCAAUGCGCAGCACAGAAAUGACUUGAAUGUGACUUUUGCUGUUGGCUGUAUUUCUAUUUGUUUUGACUGUAACAUGGAUGUAAUGUAUAAAGAAUAUUUAUAGAUACAAAGCUGUGCGAGUUAUUUGCCCGACGUCAUAUUGGUUUUGAGUAUCUGCUGCAGGAUGCUACGUGUGUGGCAUCGUUACAAGAGAUGAAAUCAAACCCCCAGUGAUCAAAGGUAUCAUUUUUGCUCAUCUAGACCAAAGAACACUACUGCAUAUUAUCACAGAAAUGUUAUUUAUGACAGCUGGGCUGGUGACAUCCAUGGGAACACUGAUCAGACAGUGUAACAUCAAUAAACCUAGGUGGCGAAAUAUCAGAUAUUCGUCACUUAAGUACAGAUACUGGUGUUGAAAUAAUAGCAGUCUUUACUCAAGUAAAAGUGAAAAAGUACAAGCUCAGAAAUGCACUUGAAGUCAAACUAAAACUAAAAAGCAGUAACUUAACAUUGACCAUGAACAGCACAGCUGCUCUGCCCCACUCCAACUUAGUGCAUUGCUGUAAACUUUACCACAGUUAGCAAAAUUAGGUGUGUAACAAACUACACAAACAUUUAGUGUUAGCUGAUACUGAGCUGUGAGAAAUGUUGCAUUUUAAAUUACCUGUCACUUAAUUUUUUUCACUCCAUUUAUGCUUCUGCAGUGUGAGCUACAUGCUGAAGAACUAUGACCACAACUAACUGAC
Molecule: messenger RNA, 8934 nt
Organism: Haplochromis burtoni (Burton's mouthbrooder)
Lineage: Eukaryota; Metazoa; Chordata; Actinopteri; Cichliformes; Cichlidae
Gene: marchf11
Product: membrane-associated ring finger (C3HC4) 11
Exons: 4
Coding region: 4548-5597 (349 amino acids)
Biological process (GO): protein ubiquitination
Molecular function (GO): zinc ion binding; ubiquitin-protein transferase activity
Source: RefSeq, a predicted model, not a curated record